AUGGGGAGGGCUCCUUGCUGCGACAAGGCGAGUGCGAAGAGAGGGCCGUGGUCUACUGAAGAAGACUCAAAGCUUAAGGACUACAUAGAGAAGUACGGCACUGGUGGGAAUUGGAUUGCUCUCCCCCAGAAAGCUGGUCUGAAAAGAUGCGGGAAGAGCUGCAGGUUGAGAUGGUUAAACUAUCUCAGGCCCAACAUUAAACAUGGUGACUUCACUGAUGAGGAAGAUAGGAUUAUCUGCAACCUGUUUGCCACCAUUGGAAGCAGAUGGUCAAUAAUAGCAGCUCAGUUACCAGGAAGAACUGACAAUGAUAUCAAGAACUACUGGAACACCAAGCUCAAGAAGAAACUCAUGGCCAUGACUAUGGCUUUUCAGUCUCAGAAAGAGCCACCACCAUUACCAUUUUCCCAUCACCCUCCAUCUAUUUCAUUUUCAUCUAUGUACAAAGACUGCACUACUUAUUACACCCCAACCGGAUCUUUCACAGCCUUUGAACCAAUAUCAUCGUUUCAACCUGGUCUUUUGAACAAUGACAACACUACCUUGGCUACCAAUUUUUCUUUUAGUCACACGCCGGAGAGUUUGGUGAGUUACAUGCAGUGUUAUCCAGCGAAAGAAAAUUUUCUCAUGUUUGGAAGUGGAGAAGUAAGCUGCAGUUCAUCUGAUGGAACCUCUAGCCAAAUCAGCUAUGGCAGAGAGAUCAAGCAAGAAGACAUAAGCAAUUUCCAGGGUUUUGGUGCCUCUAAUGGCUAUGAAGAUAAUGUUAAGUUCGUGUUGAGUCAUGGCUGCACCAAUACUGGAGGUGUAGAUGUUAACCAAUGGACUGAGAAGCCAAGUGGGUUUAAUUUAGACAAAGAUAAUCUUAACUUCAUUGAUGAAAACAAGACACAAGAGAAAGUCAUGUACUACAACCACUGA
Molecule: messenger RNA, 918 nt
Organism: Hibiscus syriacus
Lineage: Eukaryota; Viridiplantae; Streptophyta; Magnoliopsida; Malvales; Malvaceae
Product: transcription factor RAX2-like
Exons: 3
Coding region: 1-918 (305 amino acids)
Source: RefSeq, a predicted model, not a curated record